AGUAGCCAACUGCAGUUAGUUAUCCUUUUGCGCCUCCCGAAAUAUUCGAUGAAUCUGUCAAGUCUUUUUCUUCUGGCCCUCGUGGCAUCAGUCGCUAUCGGCGCCGGAUCUGCCCACAGAAUAAACAGGCCCGAACAGAAACCCCCACAGGAGUCGUGUCAGGUCACCACCACAAGGCCGCCAUGUGAGACGACCUCGCCACCGUGUCCAUCCUCCCCCUCGGAGCCCAACGAGCCGACGACUCCCUCACCUUCACCUUGUGAGACGACCACCACUACGACAACAACCACACUAACGACAACCCCCACGACAACAACAACGACAACAACCACGACAACCACCACGACAACAACCACUACAACAACCACGACAACCACCACGACAACAACCACUACGACAACAACCACUACGACAACAACCACAACAACAACUACGACAACAACCACCACAACAACGUGUUCCCCAACAACAACCACUACACCACAAGAGGAACCCUGUGAGCCCAACGAGCCCUUAACUCCCACUCCAUCCUCUCCUUCGGAGCCCAACGAGCCGUCAACUCCCACUCCAUCCUCUCCCUGCGAGCCGAACGAGCCCUCAACUCCCACUCCAUCCUCCCCCUCGGAGCCCAACGAGCCAUCAACUCCCACUCCAUCCUCUCCCUGCGAGCCGAACGAGACGACAACUCCGUCACCUUCACCUUGUGAGACGACAACAACCACAACAACGACAACCACCACGACAACAACCACGACAACAACCACUACAACAACUACUACAACAACCACUACAACAACCACGACAACAACUACUACAACAACCACUACAACAACCACGACAACAACCACUACAACAACCACAACAACUACGACAACAACCACCACAACAACGUGUUCCCCAACAACAACCACUACCCCACAAGAGGAACCCUGUGAGCCCAACGAGCCCUUAACUCCCACUCCAUCCUCUCCUUCGGAGCCCAACGAGCCAUCAACUCCCACUCCAUCCUCUCCCUGCGAGCCGAACGAGCCCUCAACUCCCACUCCGUCAUCUCCUUCGGAGCCCAACGAGCCCUUAACUCCCACUCCAUCCUCUCCUUCGGAGCCCAACGAGCCAUCAACUCCCACUCCAUCUUCUCCCUGCGAGCCGAACGAGCCCUCAACUCCCACUCCGUCAUCUCCUUCGGAGCCCAACGAGCCCUUAACUCCCACUCCAUCCUCUCCUUCGGAGCCCAACGAGCCGUCAACUCCCACUCCAUCCUCUCCCUGCGAGCCGAACGAGACGACAACUCCGCCACCUUCACCUUGUGAGACGACAACAACCACAACAACGACAACCACCACGACAACAACCACGACAACAACUACUACAACAACUACUACAACAACCACUACAACAACCACGACAACAACCACUACAACAACCACUACAACAACCACUACAACAACCACAACAACCACUACAACAACCACUACAACAACCACAACAACAACCACAACAACCACCACAACAACGUGUUCCCCAACAACAACCACUACCCCACAAGAGGAACCCUGUGAGCCCAACGAGCCCUUAACUCCCACUCCAUCCUCUCCUUCGGAGCCCAACGAGCCAUCAACUCCCACUCCAUCCUCUCCCUGCGAGCCGAACGAGCCCUCAACUCCCACUCCGUCAUCUCCUUCGGAGCCCAACGAGCCCUUAACUCCCACUCCAUCCUCCCCCUCGGAGCCCAACGAGCCAUCAACUCCCACUCCAUCCUCUCCCUGCGAGCCGAACGAGCCCUCAACUCCCACUCCGUCAUCUCCUUCGGAGCCCAACGAGCCCUUAACUCCCACUCCAUCCUCACCCUCGGAGCCCAACGAGCCAUCAACUCCCACUCCAUCCUCCCCCUCGGAGCCCAACGAGCCAUCAACUCCCACUCCAUCCUCUCCCUGCGAGCCGAACGAGACGACAACUCCGCCACCUUCACCUUGUGAGACGACAACAACCACAACAACGACGACCACCACGACAACAACCACGACAACAACCACUACAACAACCACGACAACAACCACUACAACAACCACGACAACAACCACUACAACAACCACGACCACCACAACAACAACCACGACCACCACAACGACAACCACUACAAGAACAACCACCACAACCACUACUCCACAAAAGAAACCUUGCGCGCCUACCACCACCACCACACAAAAGCCACUGUGCGAACCAACAACCACACCAACACCCCCUCCCUGUGCUCAGACGACCACCUCCCCACCACCGUGCGAGGAGACAACGACACCUGCCUGCGGCACUAAGGGUGGUCCAGCUCAAUUGAUUCCCAAGCCAAUUAAGGAUCUCUUCGCUGGUUCAAGCACCAGCACCAAAACUACUCUUCCGAUCGGAACCAGUGCCAUGUGUGUUGGUCGCGCCGAGGGAAGUAUAGUCCAGGACCCGAAUCAUUGCAGGAGGUACUAUGAAUGCCGCGAGGGCCGUCGCCUGUUGCGCAAGUGCCGUACCGGUCUGUGGUACGAUUCUGAGGCAGGAGAGUGCCUGCCACGUAGCCAGGUGUUGAACUGCCCGGCUCAACGUAACUGAGACACUUUAGCCGACUCGACGCAACUGGUAUGGGAUCGCAGCUUGUAUUGCAACUUGUAUUCGUAGCCAACAGUAACCGCCUACUCAAUAAACAGCAUAUAAAUCACA
This is a messenger RNA of Drosophila erecta, 2700 nucleotides long. RefSeq names its product mucin-2. The transcript has 2 exons. The record is from RefSeq and is a predicted model, not a curated record. The coding region runs from base 49 to 2592 and encodes 847 amino acids. Gene Ontology annotation, cellular component: extracellular region. Gene Ontology annotation, molecular function: chitin binding. Lineage: Eukaryota; Metazoa; Arthropoda; Insecta; Diptera; Drosophilidae.